AUGGGCGAGGAGGACGAGGCCGGCGACGUCCCCGACGCGGUCGAGCGGGUCCCCGAGGUGACGUCCAAACCCGGCGGGAUGUUUCGUGACCUCCUCGAGGGAUCGUUCCCUGAGCUGUACGAGGAACCGAAGCCGGAACCCGAGGGCGGGGAGGGCGAGGAGGGGGAGGACGGUGGCGACGGCGAUGGCGCCCCGGCGGAGCCCCCGGCGGGUGAUCCCCCGGCCGAGGGCGAGGAGGACGCCGAGCCCGAGGUGGAUGAGUACCAGCAGCGAAUAGACGCCAUCAGAACUCAGACCGCCACGCAGGUGGAGCAGAUGGACGAGCUCGAGCGGUACCUCGAGGAGCGCACCGCCGCGGCGGACGAGCUCGAGCGCGCGCGCAUGGAGGAGAGGGAUUCGCUGUACACGAUGGACCACAGGAACGCGCGAAUGCCCCGGCUGCCGCACGAUUUGGACCUGGACAGGGACCGCGUGGAGGGCGUCGGCCUGUUGGACCCGCGGACGCUGAUGGAGGAUAACGAGCGGAAAUUACGCGCCAGCGCCGCGCCGCCGUCGACGCUGGAGUUUCUGGACGAGACGCGCGAGCCCAAGUACAUGGAGCCGACGGAAAACGAGCGGGUCCGCGACGCGAUGCGUGUAAGGGAGAGGGAGACACGGAGAGGGAAACAUUCCGAGUACCCCCGGCGGCUGGUGUUCAGCGCCGAGGAGUGGGAGCGCAAGAAACGGGACGCCGAGGACCGGCUGAGGGAGCUGGGACGAGUAAUGACCCCGGGGCAGAGGGACUUGGAGGAGCGGGUCAUCGCGGGUAUGCGGCGCAAGCAGGCGUAUCUUCGCAACCCUCGGCACCCGGAGGUUCCGUCUGCACUCGACGGCACCGAGCGAAAGAGGGUGGGCGCGGCGAUCGACCCGACGGACGUGUUCGUGGUGGAGCCCGACAUCGUCGAGUUCCACCAGUUCGAGCUCGGUGAGACGUACGAGAUGCGGCUGACGAUCCGGAACAAGUCGGCGCUGAGUCGACGGCUGCGGAUCCUGCCCCCGCCGUCGAGGCACUUCAGCAUCACCGAGCUCAAGUACCCGAGCAACCACGGCCUGUUGGCGCCGGGAAACGCCGCGUACGCCACCGUCAGGUUCAAGCCCGACUCGCUGGCGGACUACGAAGACUUCGUCACGGUCAUCACGGAGACGAGCAAGUUCAGGGUCGAGUGCUCCGCGAGGCGACACCCGCCGUGCCUCACGUUGGACCAAUCCCUCGACGUUGGAUACGUUCUCGUGGGCAACGACGUGGAGACGCGGAUGCCCUUCAAGAACGUGGGCGGAGAGGGCAGGUUCCGGCUCGUCGACGAGGCGGACUGGCCGGAGCACACGACGCCGCUGACGUUGCCCAACGAGGACGCCAUGCUCUCGCGGGGCGAACUUAAAGAUCCGGAGCCGGUGCCGUGCAUCGGCGUCGCGCCGUUCAGAAUCGGACCGGGGUACAUGGAACUCGCGCCGCUGGACGUGGAGCAGCUCCGGAUAGGCUUCGCGCCCCCAGGGCCCGGAAGCUUCAUGCAGCAGUUCAGGAUGGUGUGCGACAACAGCCAGGUGCAGACGUUCACGGUGACGGGAAGAGGGACUGUGCUGGACGUGGGACUGACGGAGAUUGACGCUCGCGCGACCAUCCCCGGGGAGCUCACGCAGGGGCCCGUGUACUUCGGCAAGGUGGUUCCCGGGUCGGUCAACACCAGGACGUUCACGGUCAAGAACGCCACGAUGGUCCCGGUGCCGUUCGUGUGGGAGCACCCGAGGGAGGCCGGGAUAUUCGCCGUCGACCCGCCGCUGGGCGUGUUUGAACCGGAUUCCGUCAACGCCUUCACCGUCACGUUUUCGCCGAACGAUUUAACCCCGUACGAAGCGGACGUGAGGCUGGUGGUUGACGCGUCCGUGCCCGCGCGCGUGCCCCACCCGGAACACCCCUUCGCCAAGCCGGUUCUCAUCGAGGAUUUCUCCGUCUCCGGCGUCGGCGCGGAGAGGCACUGCACCAUAGACACGAACCUGGUCAACUACGCGGGAUCGCUGCUGCCCGGGCGACACUACGACCGCGAGGUGACCGUCGUGAAUCACAGCGACGCGGCGGCGCCGUUCAGGUGGGUCGGUCACGACCCCGACGCGGGCUUACUCGUGUACCCCCACGAGGGGAUCCUGGAGCCCAACGGCGGCUGCGUGACGUGCGUCGUGGAGCUCACGCCGCCGCGGGUGCAGCGCUUUGACGCGCAGAUGAGUUGCGUGGUUGAACACGGACCCACCUUACCCCUGCGGGUCACCGCGGAGGUGGAGGGGCCCGAGGUUGCGAUCGCGCAGUCGCAGGUUGACUUUGGCCUGCUUCAGCAGCACGUGGCGGGAGAUACGUACCUGCUCAUACGCAACCAGAGCGCGAUCGCGGCGACGUGGGCGCUGGAGGAACGAAGGCCGCAAUCGGUUGACGGGGCGCCGGCGCCGCGUUCGGAGAUUGUAUUUUCCGUCGCCGAGGGCGAACUCCCGCCGUACGCCGAGGUGGAGGUGGAGUGCACGCUCGUGCCGUCCGCGCCCGGUCCGUACAGGAGCAACAUCGUGUGCGUCGCGGGCGGCGGGCGGGUCAGCGUCGUCGCCGCGCGCGCCGACGUCCUCCAGCCCCUCUGCGCGCUAUCCACCGCCGAGGUUGACCUCGGGACGUGCUACGUGAACGUGCCGGUGGAGCGGGAGAUUGUGGUCCAGAACAUGACCAUGCUCCCGGCGGUGUUCCGGUGGUCGCCCGAGCCCGAGGGCGAGAGCGAGGAGUGCGCGGACUCGAUGGACUUCGACGUGGACUGGCGCGAGGAUGAGAUUCCGCCCGGCGGGUCCAAGGCUGUGCGGUUUAUUUUUACGCCGCUGAGGCCUUGCGCGAGGUACGAGGCUCUGGUCGCGAUGGACGUCGACGGCGCGGCGAAACCGUUGGGUUUCGCCCUCACCGCCGACGUCAGGGGUCUGAGCGUUGAGUACGAGGUGUUGCGUGGUUUGAACGGAACGCCCGUGGCUGGUGACGCGUCGCACGUCGCGGACAGUUCCGUGCUCGACGACCACGUCCGGGUGGAUUUUGGCGACUCGUGCGAGGUUCGCGAGCACGCCGCCAUGGAGGUGCUCAUCAAGAACACGACGGCGAUAGAGACGUCGGUGAGGAUCGACGUCGAGAGGCACGGCGUGCCGGACGCGGUGGGCAUGAGGGUGAUGGAGUGCUGGGCCGCGGCGAGGGGCGCGGACGCCGCCGGUUUGAGCAAAGGCGGCGUCGCGAGAAGGGGCGCCAAAUCCGUCGGGGGCGUCGCGGGGGGCGACGGUAUCGUGGCCCACACGAUGGGACGGACUCAACUGAUGGAGGCUGCGAGUUACACGAGCACCGUGUUCGGCGCGGCGUCCACGUCGGGGCCGGACGCGCUGAGGUCGUCGCUGCGCCCGCACGAGCCGGCGACGCACGAGCACCGAGGGGGUACGUACGAACACCUCGGGGGAAUCAAGUCUGUGUCGAUGAAACACGGCGGCGCGUCGUUCGCGCGGUCGCUCCGCGGGUUGACCCAACCCUCCCUCCUUCGGGGCGGGUCCCUGCCGACGAUCGCGGAGAAGCGUGGCGGCAAGAAGUCGGGAGCGGCCGUGCCCAGGACGAGGUCCGACGCGCCCGUGACGCUGAGCGCGGAGCACGAGAAGGUUUCGUUCUCGAGGGGCCUCGGCGUUCAGAUGCACGCGACCCGGAGCGCGCACGAGGCGGACGCGGAGGCGCUCAAGUCCGGCGACGGCGUCGCCUUCGUCGUCUACCCCUCAUCGGGUAUCCUCCCGCCCUACGGCGAGUUCAGGGCCAUCGUCACCGUCGUCAGCGACAUGCCCGGCGAGUACUUUGACGCGUUGCGGUGCCGAGUCGGCGACAUGCCCGAGCGGCGGCUGCCCGUCCGCGCGGGCAUCACCGGCUCACCCCUGGUGGUCCAACCCGUGAGGUACUCCCCGAUGGGUUACGACGCUUACGGCCCGAAGGGUCCGAAGCGGUUCGCGGGUUUGGACUGGGGUUCCGUGCGCGUCGGCGCGCCCGGCUCGACCAAGCGGUUCUUCUGCGUCAACUACGGCCCCAAGGACAUGGUUGUCGAGUUCCAACCGUGGCUCGACCCGGAUCCGAAAAAUCCAAAGGAUGCCGACGUUCCCGCCGCGCUCGCGACGCUGAACCUGGACGAGAUCGGCGGUCGCGUCGGCGUGGACAUCGUCGGUAAGGGGAGGAUGUGCCAGCGCGUGGGACCGUUCAAGCUCGUGCCGGCGCCCGCCGGACCGGGGUUGGUGACGAUUCCCAAAAGAGGCGGCUGCGUCGGGUUCGAGGUGGAAUACCGGUACGGCGGGACCAGGGCCAAGCGUUUCGUCGGGUCCGUGGUGGGCACGCAGCGCGUCGCGGACCACGAGGCUGUCGAACCCGAACUGACGCUGGAGCUGGGAUGCGCCAAGACGAAGCUGCGGAUCGGGGGAGUCGACGGCGACGGGGACGAGGUGGAAGCCGCGAUGGCAAACGCCGAAGCGAAACCGAUCAGCGUGAGCAUCGGCGGCGCCAUCGCGCCGGGCCGCGCGCAGCCGCCCAAGCCCAUGAAGCCGCUCGUCGUCAGACUCACCGCGGACGCCUACCACCCCCGGCUCAAGGCUGACCAGAACGAUUCGUUCAACUGGACCUGCUACGCGCAUCGGCACGUCUCGCACUCGUCGUACUUCCGAACGGUCACCUUGACCAACACCAGCGCGGAGGCUGCCGCGACGUUCAGGAUGAAACUCGUCGCGCCGUUCUCGGUCGUGGAGAUCGAAUCGUCGGUGCCCCAGCUCGCGUUCGGCCGCGGUCGCGUGAUGACCCGCGCUGGUAUUUCCCCCGAUGCAUCAGAGGAGAAGAGCGUUAUAACGCUGCCACCGAGGGAAAACGUUCAGGUGACGAUGCGGUUCACGCCGCCGGACCCGGACGUGGACGACGCGGGGCACGUGUACAGGGACGACUACGAGAAGGACGCGGCGCUCGUCGUCCUGUACGACAACGGCGACGUGCAGAACUUCCCAGUCACGGCCAAGUACAUCCACCCCGAGCUCAAGGCUUCGAAAGCUGAGCUGGACUUUGGCCGGGUGCACCCGCGCGCGGCGAAGGAGCUCAAGGCUCUGCGCGUGACGCUCACGAACGACACGCCGACGGAUGCCGAGUGGACCGCCACGUUCGUUGGUCCCGGCGCGCACGCGUUCGAGUGCGUGCCGCCCGACGGUGUGGUCAAAGGGAAGGGACCCACGGGGUUGGCGCAGUCGACGGAUGUGGAGAUUUUCAUGUCGCCCGACGGGGAGGGGGAGUUUAGCGCGAACGCGGACUUUGGCGUGAGGGCGGGACGCGGGUGCGGGAUCUCGCUCCGCGGUGAGGGGACGUACGCGGAGGAGGAGGAGGGCGGGAAGAUGCCGAGGUUCGACCCGGUAGAGGCCCCCAUUAGCUUGGUUGCAGAGGCAGAGUGACUGCACAAACUAGCAUUUGGAACAUCCUGUUUUGCGGAUUUGGGC
Molecule: messenger RNA, 5538 nt
Organism: Micromonas commoda
Lineage: Eukaryota; Viridiplantae; Chlorophyta; Mamiellophyceae; Mamiellales; Mamiellaceae
Exons: 2
Coding region: 1-5493 (1830 amino acids)
Biological process (GO): negative regulation of cell population proliferation
Source: RefSeq, a predicted model, not a curated record